This is a messenger RNA of Patiria miniata (bat star), 5105 nucleotides long. Its product is annotated as leukocyte receptor cluster member 8 homolog. The record is from RefSeq and is a predicted model, not a curated record. Gene Ontology annotation, cellular component: nucleus. The transcript has 16 exons. The coding region runs from base 59 to 2998 and encodes 979 amino acids. NCBI's taxonomy places the organism in Eukaryota, Metazoa, Echinodermata, Asteroidea, Valvatida, Asterinidae.
UGAUAUCGCAGUAGUACCAGGACACGUGUAAGUAAAACCGUAGUUCGUUGCCGAAACAAUGGCAAACGUCGCCUGGACUGGCGUUCAAAAUCGUCCUUCGCAGUCACCCCAUUGGGGACAACAGUACAACCAGGGUGUUAUGCCUCCGAUACCAGGCUCUGCAGGCUCACCCAAUGCAAGUUGGGAAAUUGCUCGGAAGGCCCUGGAGAAGCUAGGCGAUCAGCCGUUACCCGAUGCAGCGGGUAGCAUCUUAGGCAGCAGCAACAGUGGUAAGUCAAACGAGGCGACCAAAUCGGAUGCAGGGAAGACGAACAAGAGCCCCAAGAAACAGGCAGGAGACAAGCAACAGAAGAAAGAAGACGCAGGAACAGAUCAGCAGAAGCAACAGCUGCAAAUGCAACAGAUGCAGCAGAUGCAACAGAUGCAGAUGCAGUACGCAAACUACUACAGCAAUUAUCCCGGCAUGAACGCAUCUCCGUAUGGUUACGGGUAUGGCAUGCCCCCGCCAAUGGGCCAGUAUGGCAUGAUGCCAGGCUUUCAGCAGGGACAAGAUAUGUAUCAGCAGUACCAGCAAGGAAUGCAGGGUAACUUCCCCACCCACCCUCCGCCCCAGGGUCCGCCGUUCCCGCCGGGCGUCCCCCCGCCCAGCCAGCCCCCGCCCCAGAACCCCCCGCUACCCGCCACGCCCGCCGACGGUGUAGGUAAGACCACAGGUGAGGACAAACCAGGUAAAAACGGCAGCAACUCGCAGGGUGGUGCAGGGGCUCCCAGGGGUGGGGGCACCGGUGGGGGGAUGGGUCAAGCUGACCGGGGCGGUCCAGACAGGGGUUAUGGCUACCCAGGCCCCAUGAACAGGGACUCCCAAGUGGGGACUCCCAAGAGAGCUGCUGACGACUGGAACUCGCCACCUCUCAAGCAGCCCUCUGAUACAGGAGGUAUUAGGUUUAAUAUGCGUAAGAGACCAGGGUUCCCCACGGUAGGCAACAUGGACAGCAGCCCUAACAACACCCAACAGCAGCACCAGCAGCCACAGCAAAGAAAUCAGCAGUUUCAAAGGCAGCAGCAACAGCAGCAGUACUGGCAGAAGAACCAUCGGCAACAGCAACAGUUCCAUCAGCAGCAGAGACAACAGCAACAACAUCCGCAGCAGCAACAACAGCAGCAGCGGCAACAGCAGCAACAACGCCAGCAGGGCAGCAGACAGCAAGGUUACCAAGGGCCCCCAAUGCAGCCUGGCGCCCAGCCAUCUGUCGGGGCCAGUGAUAAAAGCAAGGAAGCAGAUAAACCAACUGCUCAGGCUCCAAGUACUCCAGCAUCGCACACUGAUUGGCCAGACAGCUUAAAGGAAUACGUACAGAGAGCUUUCAGUUGUUGCGAUUCCGAAAUUGACAAAGAUGCCAUUGAAGCCAAAUUAAAAGAAGUACUCACAGAAUCCUUCACCGACGGAUCAGCCUGGACUAAAGAUUGGGAUAAGCAGCCUCUACCGAAUGAACUAUUAUCAAGCCCAAAGAAAGCGUCCCGAUGGGGCAUGUCCGCAAACACCCCAAACCAACCCCCUCCGCCCCAGCGGACUCCGCCACAGAGCAUGCAGUCACGCCAGGGCCAAACGCCCAACUUCGACAGCCGGCACACGGCCACGCCGGUCAACUCGCGUACCGGACGUAGAAUCUAUGGAUUCGUGCGGGAACGCUCUCACAGUCGCUCCAGAUCGCGAUCCUGGAGUCGGUCCAGAAGUAGAAGUAGGAGCAGAAGUAGGUCACCUUACUCCCGGAGGUCAAGCAGAAGACGACGGUACAGCGGCGACAGCGAUUCGGACAGCAGACACAGCAGGGACCGCCGGGACGACUACAUCCCCCUCCGCGGAGACUGGAGGGAGAUGCAGCUAGAGAAGGCCCAGGAGAAAGGACGAGUGGGCAGGGGCAGGGGCAAAGGUCAGGAUAGGGGUCGCGGACGGGGCAAAGGUCGAGGUAGAGGUCGUGGUAAUGAGGCUAGCGAGUCCAACAAGGCUGACAAACAGAAGAAGGUUGGCAAAGGAAGAGGAAAGCAGCAAAACGUAAAAGUGUUUGAGUAUGAAGACCCACAGAAACAAAUGAGAAUGCAGAAACGAGCAGCACGCUUCCAAGACAUGCUUGGAGACUCAGCUUCCAAAAAGAAACAAAGAACUCAGAAACUCACGCUACAGAUUGACGGAUUCUUGCAAGGGAAUGAGGAGGAGGAUUCAGGCUGGUCCCUUGAACCGAUCGUUGGUACAAGCCAAGAAAUCACCAAGCAGUACUUGCGUCUUACCACGGCACCCGAGGCCUCCACAGUCCGUCCUGUCCCGGUCCUCAGAAAAUCCCUGGCCAUGGUCAAGGAACACUGGAGGACCAAGCGGGACUAUGUCGGUGUGUGUGAACAACUCAAGUCCAUCCGUCAAGAUCUCACAGUGCAGUGCAUAAGAGAUAAUUUCACUGUUGAGGUGUACGAGACCCACGCAAGAAUUGCUCUCGAAAAGGGUGACCGAGAGGAAUUCAACCAGUGUCAGACCCAGCUCAAGGCCCUCUAUGCUGAGGAGAAUAUCGAGGCCCAAAACAUGAAAGAGUUCACUGCGUAUCGCAUACUCUACUGCCUGCUCACCAAAAAUACACUCAGUCUUUCCACUGACUUGGCCAACCUUAAACAUGAAAUCCGUAAAGACCCCAUGGUCAAGCAUGCCCUGGCCCUGCGCUCGGCCUGGGACCUGUCCGAUUAUCAUACUUUUUUCAGGCUGUACCGUUGUGCGCCGGGCAUGGCCGCCUUCUUGAUAGACAUGUUUGUGGAACGGGAGAGAAAAAGUGCCUUGGCCACCAUUAUCAAAUCAUUCCGGCCCAAUCUGGACGUAGCGUUCGUUGAGCGUGAGCUGGGUUUUGAGAGUCCCGAAGCAUGCCUUGAGUUCUUGAAAAGCUGCGGGGCAACGCUGACGGCAGAUGACGCUAAGUUGGACUGCAAGACGAGCAUGGCUAUCUUGUCUUCUCUCUAGGGAGGGUGGUGGGUGGUGCCAUUUUCCCUUUUUUUCGGGAUUCGACCCUGCCUUUUUAGUCCAGUUGUAGUUAAAUCUAGUUUUGGUCGGAGUUUCGGAUGGACCAUCCCUCCACACCACGAGUAUCAGAUUCGUCCAGCCUUCGAGAUCCAGGCGUCUUAAAUGUAGUGUUGAUUGGCGCUUCAAAUGGAUCAUCCCUUUACACAAUGACAAUUACAGCCAGCCUCCAAAUGAUCCUUAAUCCACCUAGUUCAUCCCAAAGUCUACUCAAGUUGGUCCUCAGCACGUCUACCUUCUAUGCGAUGUAAGGAAGCUCAGAUUCUCAACCGAACACUACACUCCUAUGUUCCUGUCCAUGCUAGAUCCAGGUGUCUGAAAUGUAGUUUUGAUUGGAGCUCCAAGUGGAUCAAACCUUUUACACAAUGACAAUUACAACCAGCCUCCAAAUGAUCCUUAAUCCACCUCGUUCAUCCCAAAGUCUACUCAAGUCUGUCCUCAGCAAGUCUACCCUCUAUGUGACAUAAGGAAGCCCAGAUUCUCAACCUAACACUAUACACCUAUGUUCCUGUCCAAGCUAGAGCCAGGUGUCUGAAAUGUAGUUUUGAUUGGAGCUUCGAAUGGAUCAUCCCUUUUACACAAUGACAAUUACAACCAGCCUCCAAGUGAUCCUUAAUCCACCCAGUUCAUUCCAAAGUCUACUCAAGUCGGUCCUCAGCAAGUCUACCCUCUAUGUGACAUAAGGAAGCCCAGAUUCUCAACCGAACACUAUACACCUAUGUUCCUGUCUGAGCUAUACUGGAUAUCGAAUCAAAGUGCCCCAGAUGUCGCCACUUUUGGAUGUGGUCGUCUUCAGCUCCACAUCUCAGCAGCAUAUCCCCACUAACUCGAUCAUGUCGCAUCAUUUAAGCAUCGCGUCCAGGCUUGUAUUUUUCCUGGUUUUAUGAAAGUGUACCUCGAGUCAUAUAUUUGCGUGUCGCUGAUUCAGUGUUCCAAGAUAGCCACAUAGUUGUCUCGCCGCUACAGUAUCAUGUGCCAGUGCAACCAGUAAUAUCUACAGCUACAACCGAACUGUUGUCAGUCUCCAGAAAUCUAUGGAUUUGAAGCUGUAGUUGAAGUUUUGAAGUCACAUCCAGAGAAAGGUGAAGUUAUCAGGAGUCUUGUAACAACCACCAUGCAGAUUUUCCUAAGUUGAUGUAACCAAAGUUGAAGGUCUUCUAAAAUCAAACCGUCUGGUAGUAAUCAGAGUUAAUCCUAAUUGGCAAACAUUUUCAAGUCCGAAAAAUGAGCCUGAUCUCCAAAAAAAAAUGACUGUGAACUAAGCAAUAUUUCAAUGUCUUCUGAUGUCUGAGUGCUUCUCCGCCAGCUGAAACCUUGAUGUUCAACCAUUUCUUCCAGCGUUGGAUUCACUCUACCCUUCCCCCCCAGCCCACUCACCCACCCUCCAAGCAAAUUUUGUGGACUGUUCUUUCCCAAGUCCCUGCAAGUUGGAGUUUAAUAUUUUGACAACCUUUCUGAGUCUUUUUACAGGAUGAUCGACAUCACAAGAGCUGUUAACUUUUUUACAUUUCAUUAUGAUCUGUUUCACAGGUAUAAAUGGCAAACAUUCCAAAGACUUGUUGUUCGGUCAUUUUUAUCUGUCUUCCAAAUCUUCCAAUUUUUUUUUUUUUUUUUUUUUUUUUUUUAACUGUUGCCCUUUCUGAUACAAACUAAUAUGCUGUGACAUGCUUUCCAUUUUGUGUUGUGACCACUGAAUUUAUAUUCAUGUAUUCAUUGCUACAAGGUAAAGAUUAUAUUAUAUUGAAGAGCAUGACUUUCCCAUGUUUGUCAAGUUGCAAUAACCAUUCGGAAGGUGCUGAUUUGUAUCUUGUAAAUGUCUCGUGUGAACUUGUAAGCCUUUUAGGUAUUUAUGUUUGUUUCUAGGUGAUGGAAACGGACACCAUUUAGAAAAUUCAUCAAUUUAACAAAAAUGUUAACACCUGUUGCUACCUGUUACUCAUGUUCAUCUUCUCGUUUACUUGAGUGUGCACGGUGUUUGUCAAAUGAUAUCACAGUUGCAGCUCAGUCAUUUCAUAUUGUAUAUUCACUACAUGUAUUUGGUUUCAAAGAA